AUGUCGCUCCCUUCUCACGGUUGGGGAUCAACUCGGAGAGGGCGAGCAGCAUCUUCUGCUUCUCGUUCAAGCGCACCUCCCAUGACUGGCUCCCCAGACUCCCACAGCGCCUUGGACAAUGCAUCCUCUAGUAUACGUUAUGGAUCCUUUAACGACCAUCACGAAUCCCAGCGGCCAGCACCAAAUCCAGUGACCCCAAAUAGCUAUAGAGAGCCGACCCGCUCGUCGAUACAUCUCUCUUAUCGGGGCGCUUCAGUUCCCAUUGAUAGUGCACAAUUGGCCCUAAGCGUUCGAGAGGACACUGCAGAACUCGCAUCCUACGGUCUCUCUGAUAGAGGCUCUGUUCACAAUGGCUCUCCUCAACCUCGGCGCCCCAUCCAAACACAUCUCGAAUCCUAUUUUCCCGGCGAUUCUGACACGGAGUUAUCCCGCCAGAACACCAUCGAGGAAGUUCCAGAGCCCAUAUCGCCGGAAGAGAGCACCCCAGCAGACGGACGCCCAGGCACCUCUGCUCUCACGGAUAUGUUAAGGCGCUCCCCGCCGAGUCUCGACGGCAACUUGGAACAGGGGAAUCUAGCGGUAAAACCAGGUAGCAUUCAAGAAGAUGAACGGACACCACUACUAGAAAGGCAUCAUGAUUCCAGUAAUCACGAUCAGAUACCAACUGAACGUGAUCUUGAAAGACAAGAGAUCACAAGGACAUACAAGGCAAAGUUACGAGACUCUGUCCGGAUACCUUUGGAAACACAUAUCAAAAGUGCUUGGAACGUUCUUAACCCUAGGCAUUGGGAAAGGAGGGUUAUCUGGCAAAAUGCUGUGGUUGCACCGGUUGGAUAUCUCCCAGCGGUUAUUCUGGGCCUUUUGCUCAAUAUUCUUGACGCUUUAUCAUAUGGGAUGAUUCUCUUCCCGCUAGGACAACCUAUUUUUGAGAAGCUUGGCUCCGCGGGCAUCUCCAUGUUUUACAUCAGCUGCAUUAUAUCUCAAUUGGUAUAUUCUUGUGGCGGGAGUCGCUUUACUGGUGGUAUCGGCUCCGAAAUGAUCGAGGUUGUGCCAUUCUUCCAUAAGAUGGCUUUUACUAUUAUGGAGAAGGUUGGAGAGGACAAUCCGAAGGCUGUCAUUGCAACCACAAUUACAUCAUAUGCCAUUAGCUCUAUCCUAACCGGAAUUGUCUUCUUCCUCAUGGGGAUUUUUAAGUGUGGAUAUAUUGUCGGCUUCAUUCCGAGACAUAUCUUGACUGGUUGUAUCGGCGGCGUCGGUUGGUUCUUAAUCGCAACAGGCUUCGAGGUUUCUGCCCGCUUAGACGGUAACCUGGACUACAACUUUGAUACUUUGCGCAAGCUGUUCGAGGGGGAUACUGUUGCCUUGUGGAGCAUUCCGUUCAUCCUUGCGGUAAUUCUUUACAGGUUGCAACGAACGAUCAAGAACCGAUACUUAUUGCCGGUUUAUAUAUUGACGAUUCCCGCAAUCUUCUAUUUCUUUGCUUUAUCACUUGAUGAACUGGAUCUAAACAAGUUAACGCGGGAUGGAUGGGUUUUUGAGGGGCCAGAAGCCGGAGAGCCAUGGUGGUACUUUUAUACAUUAUAUGAUUUCAAGAUAGUGCAUUGGGGAGCCAUAGCAGACACCAUACCGGCAAUGUUUGCACUCACUUUCUUCGGCAUCUUACACGUUCCGAUCAAUGUUCCCUCACUCGCUUUUAGCAUCGGUGAAGAUAACCUGAGUCUAGACAGAGAGCUUAUUGCGCAUGGUUUAUCUAAUGCCCUCUCAGGUUUUGCUGGCAGUAUACAGAACUAUCUAGUAUAUGCCAAUAGCGUGCUUUUCUAUCGGAGCGGCGGUGAUAGUCGGGUCGCCGGAGUCAUGCUUGCUGUCUUCACUGGCGGGGUUCUCGUUAUAGGCCCAGCUACCAUCGGGUAUAUUCCGGUAAUGAUGGUGGGCGUACUAAUAUUUGUGCUUGGGUUUGAGCUAUUCCUUGAAGCUGUAUGGGAGCCGAGGAAGAAGCUGAACCUGCUAGAAUACCUUACUGUGGUCACAAUCGUACUAGUCAUGGGCAUCUACGAUUUUGUAACUGGGAUUUUCAUCGGAAUCGGUCUUGCCUUCUUGUCGCUCGUGGUCUUUACCUCCAGGGUCCCAGCUAUUAGGGCAUCGCAUUCUGGUGAAAUUGCCGGCUCAACCGUUCGGAGGAACCCUACACAGCACGGCUACCUUCGCAAAGCUGGGCAACAGAUCCAUAUCACGAAGUUAGUGGGUUAUCUAUUUUUCGGCACGAUUGUUAGCGUUGAGGAGCGCCUUCGUGCAUUGAUUGAUGACGAGGCUUUUCAUGCCCGACCUAUCCGAUUUUUGGUCCUCGAUCUGUACCACGUUACCGGAAUUGACUACUCGGCCGCGGAGGCGUUUAAUCGGGUGAACAGAAUAUUUAGCAAGAAAGGAGUCACACUAGUUAUAACUGGUGUGGUCUCCGGUGGGCCAUUAAGCUCAUCUUUGUUUGCUGUUGGGCUUGGGCAGGAUGGAAAUGAGGUCAAAUUAUUCGCCGAGCUUAACUCUGCUCUCGAGUUCUGCGAGAAUCAGUUGUUGAAAACACUUUAUAUGAGCAAGGAAGCCCGUACCCUGCGAAACGCACCCACCUAUCUCGAUGUCCCUGGCCAGGAUCAACAAGUUCAUCACUCCAUAGACGCUCAGUUUAGUUCACCACGCCGCAACCAUCUUCAGAAUGCGGCCAUCUCAACGCUGGCCGAGAUUCCAGGAGAAUCUCGAUAUGCAAGUUUCAAAGAACCGCUCCGACUUAUCCUACAAAGUUUCCAGGGCCUUACUAGCCAGAAUGAGGAUUUCUGGUUUCGAGCUGUGCCUUACUUCACAAGGAAGGAGUACCUUGCAGGCACAAUCAUCUACCACUGUGGCGAGCAAGCUGAUGGCUUCUACCUCCUUGAGACUGGUAUCCUCCGGGCUGAUUACGAGUUACCGCAAGGCCGCUAUUUCGAGAGUAUCGUUGCAGGAACUACAUGUGGAGAGCUGCCAUUCUUCUCGGAGACCGCGCGUACUGCCACUGUCCAAGCAGAGCGUGAUGCCAUCGCUUGGCUUAUGGAUCGAGAGAAUUGGGAGAAGUUACAAAAGGCGGAACCGGAUGUUGCGCAAGAACUGUUGAGGAUAUCUUUGAAGCUUACGAGUGAGAGGAUGAGUACUAUUACUUCUUAUGUGUUAACAAUCGCCGGGUAG
Venustampulla echinocandica is the source of this 3207-nucleotide messenger RNA. Its product is annotated as cAMP-binding protein. The coding region runs from base 1 to 3207 and encodes 1068 amino acids. NCBI's taxonomy places the organism in Eukaryota, Fungi, Ascomycota, Leotiomycetes, Helotiales, Pleuroascaceae. The transcript is spliced from 7 exons. Gene Ontology annotation, cellular component: membrane. The record is from RefSeq and is a predicted model, not a curated record.